Molecule: messenger RNA, 793 nt
Organism: Corticium candelabrum
Lineage: Eukaryota; Metazoa; Porifera; Homoscleromorpha; Homosclerophorida; Plakinidae
Product: RPA-interacting protein A-like
Exons: 7
Coding region: 3-617 (204 amino acids)
Biological process (GO): protein import into nucleus
Cellular component (GO): nucleus
Source: RefSeq, a predicted model, not a curated record
AAAUGGCUACCAAAUGUGCGGAUCACAGAGAGUUGUACAAAGCGAGGAGUGCGCGUUGGAAAGAGACAUACAGAACGAAAUGUUUGCAACGACUGAGAGACAAGAGGGAGAGGCUCGUCGCUCAGCAGAGAGAGAUAAGGAUAGAUGAAGUGAGGCGAGUGAUGGACGAAGAAAUGGAAACAAUGGCGAGAGAAGGAGCUGGGAUAGAGGCGAAUGAUCUCGUUGAGUUCAUGGUGGCAGUCGAAGAAGAGUUGAGACGUGAAGUUCGUACAUGUUAUGAUGGUCAUCAUGACCAAGACGUCCAGUUUACAGAAGCAUUACUGGCAGCUCAUGUCACAAAUAGAUCUUCCAGUGCAAUAGCCUGUCCUUUGUGUAAAAGUAGUUUUUUGAAGCAAUGCCAUGGUCUUAUUCAUUGUGACUGUGGUCUAAGAAUCAACACUGACCAAGACUGUAUCAGUCUAGACUAUGUGAGAAUUCAGUUGGAAGAGAGUACAACACGACACGGCUUGCAGUGUACUGGUCAGCCCGCAUUUGCGAUUUGGGAAGUCCCUGAAGUCAGUAUCUCAAAUCUUACAAUGACAUGUGAUAGCUGUGAUUGUCUAGAAAUCAUUGUCUGAGGGUACUGAAUGAGCGACAUGAUGAACAUGAAGUAAAUUGACGGUUAAGUGGACAGUAUAGUAAUAAUAAAUAAUGACCAACUUGUAGUAUUUUUUGAAUUAUUGUCUAAAACAUUUUCAAUGAUUCAAGCAGUGACUUGUCUGAUACUAAUUACGUGUUGCUGUGCAUUCAACAA